Messenger RNA from Aspergillus wentii DTO 134E9, 1275 nucleotides. RefSeq lists its product as uncharacterized. Lineage: Eukaryota; Fungi; Ascomycota; Eurotiomycetes; Eurotiales; Aspergillaceae. The transcript is spliced from 2 exons. Bases 242 to 1066 code for a protein of 274 amino acids. The record is from RefSeq and is a predicted model, not a curated record.
CUAGCCGGGGUGGUUGCAUAGAUCCCGAGGGUUCAUUCAAUUGGUAAAACGUCUCCAACAUGAUGGCGCAGCCUAGGCCAAAGACCAACACUUACUCGUAACUAAUAAACAAAAGGUCGCACCCGUUAGCGGCCGACACAUUUACAAAUGCCCUACAGCCCUGUGCCGCCCAUCCUACAUAAUUAAUCUUCGCAGCGUCUUUUACUCCUUUUCAGAUAUCCCGUCACCGAAUACUACUAAUAUGAGUAGCUGCGAUGGAGUCUCAGGUUCAGCCAACUGCAGCUUUACAUGCCCAAAAGGCGGCAGUUGGUUCGUCUGCCAAAACGAGCCGUAUUUUGUCGGCUGCUGCUCUUCCGAGCCCUGUGCCAACUCAGGCUGCCCCGAUGUCUACCCAGCCUCCUUCAACCACAGUGUCGCGAAUGAAAUCUUACCAAACGUCUGUAUAUCUCGGCCCACCACAGAUUGGUAUACGUGCAACACUACAUCGCCUACAUUCCUGGGAUGCUGUAAAAGUAACCCGUGUGGAGAUGGAUGUCCGGCAGAUGAUCUCCUGCCCGCCGCCUGGAGUUCAUCAGCGGUCGGACAGCUGGAUUUGUUCUUAGAUGGUGCCAGUUCCCCCUCUACAGCCUCUGCGGGCUCGUCGGGGAUAUCCUCUGGGGCCAUUGCGGGAAUAGUGGUUGGUUGUGUGGCUGGUCUGUGUGCCAUCUUUGCCGUUCUAUUUUUUUUUCGAAGACGUCGGAAACACAAGAAGUCGUCUCACGAUUCGACGGCAUACCAUGCCCAUAUGUCAUCCUAUCAAGACUCGUAUAUCGGCAGCCCCGACCCAUCCGUCAAAUACGCGUCUGGCUCUUCGGCCGGAUUUACACUACCGUCGUCACCGCCGUUUAGUCCGAAUAGUGUCAGAGGGAUCUCAGAGAUAUACUCCAAAAGUGAUGAUCAGGCUCAUUCAGAUCAGGACAGGCGCGUAUCAGUAAUGCCAACGGCCGAGCAAGUCAUCACUGAACUGGAUGUUGAUCAAACUCCGCGGCGAACGGAGGUUUAUGAAUUAGAUGGAGGUAAUCAUUGAUAUCCAUUUUCUUAUAUGCUCUAAGGCUGCCUGUGUGUAUUAUAUAAUAUAUCUAAUGGAGGGACUAAAUGUGCUUUAUCUUCCGCCUCAUUCUUAAUUUGGGGAUGGUAGAAUUCUUGAGGUUAGUUUGAAUUGAGACUUGUUAGGCUGAUAAGGCCUCUGAUAGCACGGUGGCAGUGCAUGAUACUAUAAAUGCAGCUUAAACCCCC